Molecule: messenger RNA, 1098 nt
Organism: Solanum tuberosum (potato)
Lineage: Eukaryota; Viridiplantae; Streptophyta; Magnoliopsida; Solanales; Solanaceae
Product: AP2-like ethylene-responsive transcription factor At1g16060
Exons: 8
Coding region: 1-1098 (365 amino acids)
Biological process (GO): regulation of DNA-templated transcription
Molecular function (GO): DNA-binding transcription factor activity; DNA binding
Source: RefSeq, a predicted model, not a curated record
AUGGGGAAAUUAUCACAGCAAAAUCAGAUUAGGAAUAAUUCAAGUACUAAUAAUGGAAAUAAUAUUAUUGGUUCAAUUGUUAAAGUGAAAAGAACUAGAAAAACUGUGCCAAGAGACUCUCCACCUCAACGUAGCUCCAUUUAUCGAGGAGUCACAAGGCAUCGAUGGACGGGUAGGUAUGAAGCUCAUUUAUGGGAUAAGAAUUGCUGGAAUGAAUCUCAGAACAAGAAAGGAAGACAAGUUUAUCUUGGUGCUUAUGAUGAUGAAGGAACAGCUGCUCAUGCUUAUGAUUUGGCUGCACUUAAAUACUGGGGAAGUGAAACCAUUCUUAAUUUUCCGGUAUCAACUUAUGAAAAGGAAAUCAUAGCAAUGGAGAAUCAGUCUAGAGAAGAAUAUAUUGGAUCAUUGAGAAGGAAAAGUAGUGGAUUCUCAAGAGGAGUUUCAAAAUAUCGCGGAGUUGCAAGACAUCACCAUAAUGGAAGAUGGGAAGCUCGAAUAGGCAGAGUUUUUGGCAAUAAGUAUCUUUAUCUUGGAACAUAUGCUACACAAGAAGAGGCUGCAACUGCAUAUGACAUGGCAGCUAUUGAAUAUCGUGGACUAAAUGCUGUGACCAAUUUUGACCUUAGUCGUUACAUCAAAUGGCUAAAACCUAAUAAGAACAAUCAAUCAAACCCUAAUGUUGAAACUAACAUGAUUUCAACUCCAAAUCAUACGACCACAAUCACAACCACGACAACGACCUCAUCCUCUAUGGGUCUUGUUUAUCCCGAUCUACAACUUACUACAAACACACCUAUUUCUGAUGUUUCAACAUCUCAAAGUCGACCAUCUUCUGCUACGUCAGCUCUCGGACUAUUGCUCCAAUCUACGAAGUUCAAGGAAAUGAUGGAAAUGACGUUAGCUGUCGAGUGCCCGCCUGCACCGAUCGAAUUACCCGACCCGGACCCACCACAAAGUAGUAGCUUCCCUGAGGAUAUAAAAACUUAUUUUGAUUCUCAAGAAUUUGGUAAUUUUGGUCAUGACCAAGGAGAGGAUUUGGUCUUUAAUGAGAUCAAUUCCUUAAUGCAACCCCUUUUGCAAUUUGAUUAUGAUGCUUGA